AGCAUGACCAAGAUCCCCGAGUUUUUCUCCGGGAAGAAUGUCUUCAUCACCGGCAUCUCCGGUUUCGUUGGCAAGGUGCUCGUGGAGAAACUGCUACGAUCAUGCCCUGAAGUAAAAACAAUAUACGUCCUGGUCCGGGAAAAGAAGGGUGUGAAUGGCCAGAAACGGAUGGAAAAUAUCCUCAAUGCGAAACUGUUCGAAAACCUCCAUACCAGUGAUCCCGAAUGCUUCGCGAAAGUCAAAGUGAUAUCCGGCGACCUCUUGAACCGUAGAAUCAUCGCGAACGACGCGGAUUUGCAAGUGCUUCGGGAGACAGUCAAUGUCGUGAUCCAUUCAGCAGCUUCGGUGCGCUUUUCGGAACCGCUCCGGAACAGCCUCGAGAUCAAUGUCAGAGCCACGUACGAGGUACUCGAAUUGGCGAAAACGAUGCCUCAUCUGGAAUCCUUCGUACAUGUAUCAACGGCUUACUCGAAUUGCCAGAUGCGGGAAGUCAAAGAGAAAAUCUACAAAUGCGAGGUGGAUCCCGUGAACAUGUUGUCGAUGAGCGAGUGGAUGACGGAAGAGCUCAUGGAGCAUAUCACUCCGAAGCUUCUCAAGGAUCGGCCGAACACUUACACGUUCACGAAAGCGUUGGCUGAGAACUUGGUUGAGCUGUACUCUGAGUGCCUACCGAUAGCCAUCGUCAGGCCUUCGAUCAUCACCGGGGCCGCUUUCGAACCUUCACCGGGUUGGGUAGACAACUACAAUGGCCCCAACGGACUCCUCAUCGCACUCGGCACUGGAGCCCUCACGACGCUCUACAGUAAACUCGACUGCACGGCCGAUCUGAUACCCGUCGAUUUUGUGGCGAACACAAUUCUAGCGGCCGCAAAACACGCCAGGGACGGAUUCAAAAUCUACAAUUGCACCUCGGGCUCACAGAACCCAAUAAAAUGGCGAACUUUCAUGGAAGAAUCCGUCGAUUUCCCGCACAAGUACCCCACCACCUCGAUAAUUCGUUACCCGGAGCCGAGAAUUACAUCGCACAAGAGAUUGCACCAAAUUCGCCUCUUCCUUCAGCACUACGUGCCGGCUCAGGUCAUCGAUGCCGGCUUGCGCUUGGCGCGGAGGAAACCGAUGGCCUCGAAACUCUACCAACGGCUGUCGAUGUCGAUGGACCUCCUGGAAUUUUUCGCGACGAACGAGUGGGUUUUCGAGAACUCGAAUACCCAAAAGCUUUUCGCGGGCUUACAUAACGACGACAAACACGAAUUCAAUUUCGACGUGCGAACCAUUCAUUGGCCGUCGUACGUUCACACCUAUUGUGCAGGAAUCCGCCAGUUCCUUCUCAAGGGUGACGCUGGAAACCUAGAGCAGGCGAGGGCUCAUGUCAGACGUCUCAAAAUCGUCAAAUAUGCUUAUGAUAUAUGCGGCAACCUUCUGUUGUCAUGGGGUAUAUGGAAGGCGGGCUGCGCCCUGCUGCCUUGUGCAGACGCGAGCGGAUUCUGCUGA
Galendromus occidentalis (western predatory mite) is the source of this 1491-nucleotide messenger RNA. RefSeq names its product fatty acyl-CoA reductase 1-like. Bases 4 to 1491 code for a protein of 495 amino acids. Gene Ontology annotation, biological process: long-chain fatty-acyl-CoA metabolic process. Lineage: Eukaryota; Metazoa; Arthropoda; Arachnida; Mesostigmata; Phytoseiidae. Gene Ontology annotation, molecular function: alcohol-forming very long-chain fatty acyl-CoA reductase (NADP+) activity. The transcript is spliced from 7 exons. The record is from RefSeq and is a predicted model, not a curated record. Gene Ontology annotation, cellular component: peroxisome.